This is a messenger RNA of Caenorhabditis elegans, 474 nucleotides long. RefSeq lists its product as uncharacterized. The transcript has 4 exons. The record is from RefSeq and is marked reviewed. Bases 9 to 344 code for a protein of 111 amino acids. Lineage: Eukaryota; Metazoa; Nematoda; Chromadorea; Rhabditida; Rhabditidae.
UCAAAACGAUGAACGCCGUCUCGCUUGCUCUCUUCCUUAUUCUUGCCGUUUCCAUGAUACAGGGUCUGACUCUGGUUAUCAAGAAAAACCGCAAGUACAACAAUCCACCAUUCUGCUUCGCCUACAACAGAGAGUACAAUGAUAAUGAUGUGACUUCCUCCUGCUCCGGUUAUCAAUUUGAUUGCUUUGAUUCAGCUGGAUCCCAGAUUGGAGACGUCAAGACCUUCGCCAGUUCGGAUUGCGAAUCUAUGUCGGUGUUCCGUUCGUUCUCCGAUGCCGACUUCCAGAAGCGUCUCGAUGAAGCCAGCAAAUACGCUACAACCAUUGAAGCAUCCGGCAACUGAACUUGGAAUCUGGACGAACAAAUAUCUCGCUUUUUAUAUAAUCCCGCGUAUUUUCGUAUGUUUUUUGUUGAUACCUGUGUGUGUAUCCAGUGUAUUAAUAUGAGUUUUGUGGAAUAAAUAAUCAACUGUU